Messenger RNA from Drosophila arizonae, 628 nucleotides. RefSeq lists its product as uncharacterized. Lineage: Eukaryota; Metazoa; Arthropoda; Insecta; Diptera; Drosophilidae. The record is from RefSeq and is a predicted model, not a curated record.
AUGACUUUAUUUACCUGCUCUCUAUUGGUAUUGAGCUCUCGCACAGCUGACGGCUUCAUCCUGCGACUGAUCAGCGAAACGCUACAAAACAAUGUAGCUGGGGAGCCGAUAACUCACGUGCGAACCGAUUGGGAUUUCGAUCCAGAGGCGGCUAAAAAAGCGCGUACUCUGUACUACGAGAAAAAUGGAUAUCGUUCGGCCAAGUUCAUAGAGCGCCUGGGCGUGGGACUCGAUGGACGGCACGAGGAGCGCAGGCAGGAGCAGCGGGAACGCGACGUGGGGCGCUUGAAUGGCGAGCACUUUAUCAACUAUCCAGCUUAGUUCAUAAUUUAGCGCUAAGAGAUGGAGAGAGAGAGAGGGGAGAGGGGGAGAGCGAGGCUGCAUAUAAAUCCUUGUGGCAUAUGUGGAGCAUUGUCAUCAUUUUAAUUUGCAGCGAUUAAUUGUCAUUAAUGUGCUUCACAAGGAUUUGCAUAAUUUGCCAGCGUAACACAUAUGCAGCAUGCCACAUGCCACAUCCCACACAUGCCACAUUCAUUGUUAAUGGUACACGAGACGAGGUGGGCAGGGUAGGGUAGGAUGGCCACGUUGUUAUGGUUUUAAUAAACGUUAUUAGCGACUGCAACUGCGA